Messenger RNA from Hymenoscyphus albidus, 4074 nucleotides. The record is from the annotation of a GenBank genome assembly. Lineage: Eukaryota; Fungi; Ascomycota; Leotiomycetes; Helotiales; Helotiaceae.
CCCAACACCAACACCAUCAUCCGAGCAGCACGACAAGAAUGCGAGCCACGGAAUCGAAGGACGAUUGAUUUGGAAAGCAGUCACGAAUUAACGACCAUUCUGUGCCGGAUCCGACCGAGCUCUUCCGAUCCCUUCACUUCCUCCUGCCAACCAAUCACCAAUCCCAUCCAGGACCAAGGCUUAAGAGCAAUCUGCCAGGUAGACAGACGCAACAAGUUACUCGGAUCUUGAAGGAAAAGGAAUUGGGACGACAGAAUGGCACCCAGUCUCCCUCAGUUCUCAGCGGCGCGCAUGCGUUCGUAUGUUUUUCGACUCCCGCUGUUUACGAGGAGUAUCAUUGGGGUUAUUCUGGUACUUUGGGUGGCUAGCUAUCAGGGGGUUUUUGAUCUGGUGCAAUGGGGGGCUUUGAUUCCUAAGGAGAUUGGGAUUAGCACUAGUUUGUCUACCUUCUAUCCUUUUCUCUCUCUUUCACCUUCUCUCUCUUGCAUACUCUGGGGUCUUGUUGUCUGUGUGCUUGAGGUUUCAGUGAUGCCAGGAUACGUGCUGACUUUCGUGUGCCAUUACAGUGUAUAGAACGAAUACUUUCCCACUCAUACAUCGCGGGGUGUUCCAUACGUUUUUCAAUCUUAUUGCGCUUGCGCCUUUGUUGGAAAGAUUUGAAGCGGAGUAUGGGACGUUGACUAGUUUGGCGCUUUUUGUUGGUCGUGAGUGGAAUGCAAGUCUGACGAGGAUUGGCAGAUGCUAAUGGGGAUAUACUAUAGCGCUUUCUACCAUUCCGGCGCUCUUGUAUACAUUCAUCGAAAGGGGGAUAUUGGGAAUGAAUACGGCAGUUUUGGGAUCGAGGUAUGAAGAACUUACAUUGGAUACCAGGGAAGAAGGACUGACGGAAGUGUAGUAUUUGGGUAUUUACUCUACUUGCUACGGAAGCUUGUAAGACCUACAAGACCAAUCCUAGUUUCCAACUUGGGACGGUGCAGGUUCCUACUUGGAUUACGCCACUGGUUAUGGUAGUCUUUGUGUCGGUCUUGGUGCCGAAUACCAGCUUCUUGGGACAUCUUUGUGGGCUGGCUUUUGGAUAUGGUUGUAUGUCCCCUCUGUCCUUACUCAGCCGUCAAGGAUAAAACUAAUGAAUGAUAGGGGGCCUGGGAUAUCUGAAGUUCUUAGCACCACCUGAAUGGGCUCUCCGAUGGAUUGAGGGAAAGCUCAAUCUACUUGGAAGACUCCCUCAUUACGUAUCCGUUGACCAGAAAACUUAUGGUCGUUUUGGAGUUCUUCCUACGACUAAUGCGUCGAAUAUCUCGUUACCUACAGGAGAUAGGAUGCAGGUUGAAAUGGGACUCGUUGGAAGUUCCCAGAGAUUGGGACCUUGAGAGGGAUAUAUUCUUAGAAAAGGGUGGAUAUUCAAACUUGUCAUUUGUAUAGAAAAGGAUUAUUUAGCAUCAUUCGGCGUUUUCUUCCUCCCUGAUUUUGAUGGGUAGGCGGCCGGGCUGCUUUGUUGCAAGCGUAAUUGUUUUUUUUAUAUAGAUAAGUAUGUGUAUAUGAUAUGGUAUUAGGAUAUGGGUUACAAUUAGAAGGUUGAAAGAAGAAAAGUCUUUCCUGAUGUGCAAAAUAAGUGAGGUCUGAUACUGUGUUUUGUUUCUUGUGAAAAAGUGACUUUGAAUCUCACCUCGGUACGAACACCUUGAUAGAUAGAUAGCUCAACCUAAUCGCGUCACACCACAUCCCAAGCUACAAUCAAAUCAACACAACAAUGACGGCCCCGCCCUAAAAAACAAAACCUCAAUUGCAAACUAGAAUGUCCGGGCUCCUAGGUACCUCAUCACUUUUCCCUUCCCCUGACUUAUCACUAACUCACCCAGCAUCCGGCUCCCUUCUCCGUCGCGACCCGCGACUCCUCAAAGUCCCCCCGUACCUCUCCUUCCUCUGCAUCGUUAUUGGUGUCGCCUGGCUACUGGUACUGCCACUCGAUAAUUACUCGCGGAAGACGUAUAUCUCGGAGAAUGCGUUGUUGCCCGGGCAGGUGCAUACUUAUUUUGCCGGGAGCGAUCAGAAUGUUUUUCGGGGGUAUAAGAGGGAGGUUGAUGGGAUGGGGGAGUGGGGGAAUGUGGAGUAUGUAUACCCGUACUCCCGUGUUGGGAGAUUCUGGAGGAGGGGAGUUGGAUGGAUUGGAGGAAUUUGGUGUGGAAAGAGGAGAUAGAGGGGAAGGGAAGGGAAUAUGGACUAGGCUGAUUCUUGAAUAGGGUGAACGAUAAAUUGGAGGAGUUCUUCAAGGCCUCUGGUCUUAAGGUUGCGAGGCAGAGGUAUGAGUACACGAGUGCGGGGGAAACAUACUCGGGAGAGAAUAUCUACGCUAUAUUACAUGCUCCCCGAGGAGAUGCGGAGGAGGCAAUUGUUUUGGUAGGUGCGUGGACGAAUGUGGAGGGGGAGUUGAAUAAGAGUGGUGUUGCACUUGUUCUUACUCUGGCCAGAUAUUUCAAGAGUAACGUGGUACCAUAUUUCUAAGAGAGAUACAUUGGCUUACGGAGACACAGGAUGGUCAUUGUGGUCGAAAGAUAUCAUCUUCUUAAUCACUGCUGAUAGCAGAGCAGGACCCCAGGCUUGGGUAGAUGCUUAUCAUGAUACGCAUCAGAAGGGUGUUCAAUCUCUACCCGUGAAGAGUGGUGCUCUUCAAGGAGCUGUGGUUAUCGAUUACCCAUUUGAUCACCGCUUUGAGUCUCUUCAUGUCGUAUAUGAUGGAAUCAACGGCCAACUUCCAAAUUUGGAUCUCUUGAACACGGUAGUAUCUAUUGCUAGUGGCCAGAUGGGUAUUGGAGCCUCCCUCCAAAAAAUGUGGCAACAUACAGAUACCUAUAAAGACAGACUAACAACCAUGUUACGAGGAAUGAUGAACCAAGGACUUGGUCAUGCUUCGGGUCCUCAUAGCAGUUUCAUACCUUACCAUGUUGAUGCCAUCACUCUCCAACCUUACGGAGAAGGCUGGCAGGAUGAAAUGGCUAUGGGGAGGGUGAUUGAAAGUACCUUCCGAAGUUUGAACAACUUGCUUGAGCAUUUGCAUCAGAGUUUCUUCUUUUAUCUGCUGAUGCAGUCGAGUCGAUUUGUUAGUAUUGGGACUUAUCUUCCAAGUGCUAUGUUGGUGGCUGUUAACUUUACUAUCAUGGCUAUUUUCUUGUGGGUGAAGAGUGGUUCUACUCCAAGUCCUGAUUCCAAAGUUGGCUCAACCAGUGAGAAAUCCGGGCCGUUGGCUAUUAUUAAGAAAGAAGAUGCGGUAGCUAUUGUUCCAGAGGAAUUACUAGAAGCCCGAGAGAGGGAUUUCUUCCUUCCACUUGGCGUGGUGGUUGGUUCGCAUUUCUUAGGUGUAUUACCACUAUACGUAUUCAACCAUACACCUCAUGCUGUAAGUCUCGUUCCCCUUAUUGUCUCAGUACCAGGGAAAUCUCGAUAGCUAAUUCGGAACAGUUACUCCCCAUAAUCUUCUACCUCUUCUCAGCCCUCAACCUCCUCCUUCCCCUCCUCAUCUCCAGCACCCUAACCCACUCCUUCGCCCCCACCCUGCAACAAUACCAACUCCUCAAAUCCUUCUCCCUCCUCUUCCUUGGCAUGUUCCUGUCCGCGCUCGCCACACUGAACUUCUCCCUCGCCUUCUUGAUCGGACUCCUCGCCGCACCAUUGACGUACAUCCAACCCUUUAAAUCGACCGUCAUCACGGCGCUCUAUGUUGUGCUCAUGGCGCUUCUGGCACCGACCAGUGUCUUGUUUGCCGGCACUUGGUAUUGGAAUCUGGGUGUGGGGGCGGUGCUGAGGGAGGCCGCUUUUGGGUGGGAUGUUUGGGGCAUGAAUACUCAGGUGGUUGUUUGGUGUGUUUGGUGGCCUGGGUGGGUUGUUGGGGUUAUACAGUUGUUUGGACGGCCGCGGGUCAGGGAGAAGGGGAAGGCUUGAUUGAGUGUGGAGGCUGGAGUGUGGGUGUAUGGGUUGGAAUUAGGGUAUAUAGAUGAAUGCGGAUUUUAUAUCUCUUUGGCUUAUAUGUGUAUGUGUAUAAAUUAGGGGAUUCAAGUACUGGUUCUUACUGCUACGGAG